This is a messenger RNA of Suillus discolor, 399 nucleotides long. RefSeq lists its product as uncharacterized. The transcript has a single exon. Bases 106 to 399 code for a protein of 97 amino acids. The record is from RefSeq and is a predicted model, not a curated record. Lineage: Eukaryota; Fungi; Basidiomycota; Agaricomycetes; Boletales; Suillaceae.
CAUUAAGAAAACGAAUGUUAUGAGCCCUUUUGAGCCUUGUUGUUGCGUGACAAAACUAAGGGGGAACACAAAAUUGGUACAACAUUCUCAAACUACCACGGCACAAUGCCCAAACAUGCACUGAAACACCUGAAGAACCUUGGUGGAUAUGCAGAAAUUUCGUUGAUGUGCUUGCAUCAGUCAGCGUUGAGCAAAUGCGCAAGUGAGUUGAAUUUUUCAUUUUCAUUUGCUUUAUCUCACCUGAGAUCAUUCAGAUAUGCAUGCCGAUCUCGUAGAUUUAUGGAUGGAUAUCACAAAGGUCUAACAGGAAAGCAAGCUGCCUGGGCCACUAAGAUAUAUAAAGGAUAUCAAGUCCUCCCUAAUUCCAUUCUGGCAGAACUCGAGAACGCUGGGCUCUGA